Molecule: messenger RNA, 2707 nt
Organism: Hermetia illucens (black soldier fly)
Lineage: Eukaryota; Metazoa; Arthropoda; Insecta; Diptera; Stratiomyidae
Gene: Acsf2
Product: medium-chain acyl-CoA ligase ACSF2, mitochondrial
Exons: 4
Coding region: 870-2636 (588 amino acids)
Biological process (GO): fatty acid metabolic process
Molecular function (GO): medium-chain fatty acid-CoA ligase activity
Source: RefSeq, a predicted model, not a curated record
AAUGCCUCAUGACAGACUCAGGGCGGAGGCAGGGUUGAAACGUUGUAUAAAGAAUGUUGAGUCAUACGAGUGGGAAACAUGUCUCGGUUCACUACUUUAGAAGAACAACUGAACGAAAAAUGGAGGUAGAAGAUGUGUCGAAAAAGUAGAAGACAAGCAUGAAAGGAGCUGAUCCAUAUAAAGACGUUAACUGUAUCCGUUUCCUUUAUUUGACCAAACUCUGCGAAAAGAAGUGGUAAUCCUCGUAAGCCGAUCAUAGCAAAGGAAAUGUUUUUGUGCAUCGAAUAUUUUAAAUAAAAUUUGGGGUAAAAUCUACGAAAUGUUGCGAACAUCGCGUUCAUUUUCACAGAAUAUCAUAGAAGAGAAAGUAUUUAUUAACUAACAGUCAUAAAUUCUGAAUGGUGAGUAGAUAGCCUUACCUGAUAAGAUGAUUUGCUGGCUAUGAUGUGAGCAAACUAUCUGCAAGUACCAGUACUCAUAUGUAUGUACAUAUCUCAAAUAGAUAGUGGAAAGUUAUCUUUUAGCGGCUUUCCAAAUUUGCGGCGUUGUUUUGCAUCAAAAUAUUAACCGGCGAUAAUGCGAGCGAAAUUAUCAACUCGUUGACUUCAAUAGAAACUUAACGACGUAACGUACAAUGAGAGGCACUUCAGUAAGAAGCCCCUAUCGUGCUUAGAUCAAUUCCAAUUUCGCGAAAAAAUCUUCAGUAUAUUUUUAGAUUCCGUACGUUAAGCACUCUAUCUAAUAGAAUGACGUUAGAAUAGUUUAGUUCAUCUCCAACUAUCUUAGUUAUAUCUCAGUGCAUGUCCACGGACAGGAUAGUGUGAUUUCGGUGGUUUUUGAUUAGACAAUUUUUUUACGCACCAACGGUCAUGACGCUUUCAAGGUUGAAUCGAUUUUGUGUUCUAAAAAAAUUAUCCUCGCGCCUGUAUUCAAGUUCAUCGAGUGAUUCAUCUUCACCAUUGCGUGGUCCCAGCUAUUAUCAUCAUGUCGGAAAAGAACCUCUUGUUUAUCGGAGCGUUGGCCAACAGUUGGAACUGACUGCACGAAACUAUCCAGAUCGUGAAGGCAUCGUCUCGGUGCAUGAAAACAAACGUCUGACCUUCUCAAAAAUCUUAGAUCAAUGCGACCGACUCGCUGCAAGUUUCAAAAGAAUAGGGCUGGAAAGAGGUGACAGGGUAGGAAUUUGGGCACCGAAUUACGUGUUUUGGUAUAUAAGUAUGCUAGCGGCCUCUCGAGCUGGCCUCAUUUCAGUGGGCAUAAAUCCAGCUUUUCAAGCAUCGGAAGUCGAAUACUGUAUCAACAAGGUGAAUUUAAAAGCCAUCGUGGCACCAGAUGUCUUUAAGACAACACAUUAUUACGAUAUAUUGAAAAAUAUCUGCCCUGAAAUCGGAGAUUGCGAACCAGGCAAAUUGUCAAGCAGAACGGCACCAAGUUUAAAAUCGGUUAUCAUCAAUUCAAAAGACAAGUUCCCAGGUGCCUUCCAGUAUGAAGACAUGUUCAACUAUGCAACCGAAGAUGCAAUCACACAAAUACAGAACAGUCAACGAGAUAUUCAACCCGAUUGGCCUUGUAAUAUUCAAUUCACUUCUGGUACAACUGGUCACCCCAAAGCCGCUGUGAUAGGUCACUUCAGUUUAGUCAACAACGGCAUUCAUAUUGCCCAACGAAAUGAAUUAAAUACAAAGCACCACAAAAUCUGUGUUCAAGUCCCUCUUUUCCAUGCCUAUGGUGUAACUAUUACAAUCUUGGCGGGGAUGCCCUACGGCUCAACUCUAGUUCUACCAUCAGCAUAUUUUAGCCCGAAAGACAGUAUUGCAGCUAUUAACCAAGAAAAAUGCACCGUUAUUCACGGUACACCAACAAUGUAUGUUGAUCUCAUCAAAAAGGUGAUUGACUCCAACGCAAUACUGACUACACCAGAGAUAGCUGUGACCGGGGGAGCCUCUUGCUCACCGAAACUAUUCCAAAACAUCAAACAUCAUCUAAAUGUGAAGAAGGUGAAGACAGUUUUCGGUCAAACCGAAGCAACGGCUGUUGUGGGCCAAAGUCUUCCGGGUGAAACUGAGGAUCAUGUGCUUCACACAGUGGGCCACGUCACGGAUCAUAUUGAAAUUAAGGUUAUCGACAAAGAUGGGAAUACGGUUCCUUUCGGUCAACCUGGAGAGCUUUGUAUUCGAGGAUAUUUGAACUGUUUGGGAUACUAUGGGGAUGAGGAGAAGACAAGAGAGCUGAUUGGUCACGAUGGGUGGCUGAAGACGGGUGAUCAAUUCAUCCUCCAAGAAGACGGUUAUGGAAGGAUAGUUGGACGACUGAAAGAAAUGGUGAUCCGUGGUGGAGAAAAUAUAUUUCCAAAGGAAAUUGAAGAUUUCCUCAAUACCCAUCCUGAUAUCAUGGAAAAUCAUGUGAUUGGUGUUCCAGACGAGCGUAUGGGGGAGGAACUUUGCGCAUUUAUUCGUCUUAGAGACGGCAGACCACAUUUGACGCAUGAUGAUCUUAAGGCAUUUGGUGCAGGAAAGAUAGCUCACUUCAAAAUACCACGCCAUAUACGCAUUGUGCAUGAUUUCCCGAAAACAGUAUCAGGAAAAAUUCAAAAGUUCAAACUUGUACAGCAAUAUAAAGACAGCCUGGACGAAUAAUAAGAAGGGAUGUACAAAAAAAAAUUAUUGUAAGUGUUAAAAAUAUGUAAAUAAAUUGAAGAAGAUGAAAA